CACACUUUCUCCUUUAAAGUCACCAGAAAAAGCGGCUUAUCCUUCGGAGACAGACCCCUUCUCAGGAAGCAUAUAUUGCCUUCAAAUUAAGUGAAAACUAAUUCAUUGUCAACUUGCUAGCUCUCUCUCUUUCAGUUUCACUCGUUUUCUGAAUCCGCUCUAGUUAGGUUUUACUAUUCGCAGAUUGGAGCUCUCUCUCUUCUUCCUUUUAGAAAGCAGCUCUCUACUUUUGCAUUUCUGGGUUUCGUUUGUUUUGGUUUAUAGUUCAUUAAUUCUUACUGUAAGCUCUUUCUGCCACAAAAUUUUAAGCUUGGAGCUUGUGGAUUGAAGAGGAAGAGAGAAAGACAUGGAUGAUAGAAAUGAUGUUGAUAAGAUAGACGAAGUGAUGUUGCCAGGGUUUAGGUUUCACCCAACGGAUGAGGAGCUUGUUGGGUUUUAUCUGAAGAGGAAGAUUCAACAGCGGCCUCUCUCGAUCGAACCUAUUAUUAUAAAGCAACUAGACAUCUACAAAUACGAUCCAUGGGAUCUUCCAAAGUUGGCAACUACUGGAGAAAAGGAGUGGUAUUUCUACUGCCCAAGGGACAGAAAAUAUAGAAAUAGCGCAAGGCCGAAUAGGGUUACAGUAGCUGGGUUUUGGAAAGCCACGGGAACCGAUAGGCCUAUAUACUCCUCAGAAGGGAACAAGUGCAUAGGCUUGAAGAAAUCCCUUGUUUUCUACAAAGGUAGAGCUGCCAAAGGGAUCAAAACCGAUUGGAUGAUGCAUGAGUUUCGGUUGCCUUCUCUCACUGACUCCGUACAGGCCCGGAGAUUCAUCGACAAAGCUAUUCCUGCCAAUGACUCAUGGGCAAUAUGCAGGAUAUUCAAGAAAACCAAUUCCACAGCACAAAGGGCUCUUUCGCAUUCUUGGGUUUCUCCAUUACCUGAACCUUCUGCUUUUUCUUUACUUGCCAAAGGCUCACAAACUAGUAGUCAUGAAGACAUGCCACUCACUACAGAAACCAGCUCAGGCAUCCAGUUGAACUAUAACAAUCAUGAGAUACAAGCUUAUCAAAAAAAUCAUGAGAUACAACAUUCAUCUGUUACUUUCUCUCCUUCAGAUUUUUCCACCUACAAGCCAAUGAAUAAUAAUGAUAAUAAUCCAUUGCCAAGCAAGCCCUCUCAGCUUCCCAUUUCAAACGGAGACCUGACAGGGAAUUUUUUCUUUUCACCCCUUGAGACAUUAGCUCCUGCAGCAAAAUGCACGGUUGACGUUUCUUCAGUGCUGUUAAACAUGUCUUCCUCAAUGUUUGGAGAUUUUGGUGAUAAUCAUAAGGUGGCCACUGAGAGUAGCACAAACUUUGCUGGACCUCAAGAACAUUGGAAUGGCUUCUCAUUAACUUGUUUGCCACAAGUAACGCAAGUGAAUGCUGGUGAUAAUGCAUCAAUAAAGAAUCCGCACGCGACGCAUUUCGAUGAUCAGUGGGAGACAGUUCGUUCCAUUGGAUUUCCCUUCAGUUUGCCUGUGAGUGUAGGUGAUGCUUGGAAGCCAAACUUGCUUUGGGAUUCUUCCUCAUGUACUAGUGAGAAGUCCACAAGUUUUGCCACAGCUAAUUGCCACAGCUACUAGUUUUUUUGUUGGGAAAAAAAAAAAAGAAAAGAAAUUAUUUCAUUUACAUUAACACAGAAUUUUGUUGCCUAACU
Messenger RNA from Hevea brasiliensis (rubber tree), 1680 nucleotides. Its product is annotated as protein FEZ-like. The record is from RefSeq and is a predicted model, not a curated record. Gene Ontology annotation, molecular function: DNA binding. Gene Ontology annotation, biological process: regulation of DNA-templated transcription. Lineage: Eukaryota; Viridiplantae; Streptophyta; Magnoliopsida; Malpighiales; Euphorbiaceae. The coding region runs from base 347 to 1606 and encodes 419 amino acids. The transcript is spliced from 3 exons.